GCACGUGAAGCCGAGCUUCUUUCGGGCGCGACAGGCGUCACAGCAGCAGACCAAGUGGACAUCGGAUCAUGUGGGCACUGGCGGUAAAUCGUCUAUGGGCGUAUUGCUUGACUGGCUGGGAGCGCCAGGUAAUUAUGAUCGCUGGCGGAGCUGCACUAGAGCGAAGGAGAGCCACCGCCCAUUGGCGGACGAGAUCGUGCAGCAGCUGCAUACCGAAGGCUUGGUACAUCGCACGGCUAGUCAGGUGCAAGUCAAAAUGACAGAACUGGAGAACUCGUAUCGCGAAGCAGCCGAGCGAUUAGCCAGUACCAAACGCGAGCUGCAGGCGGCUGAAGGGACGCCGGCGGAGCGCAACUUGCGACGCGUGCUGGAGCGCCACUGCCGCCACUUUGCACUAUUGCAACCAAUUAUGAAAGACAUUGACAAGGUGGUGGAUUUACCUCCAAAGAAGAGGCCGAGACUCAGUACCAAGCGGAAAACAGUGUCAAUCCCCUUGGUUCCUGAGCCCAUUGCGGCUGCACCAGCUCCACCUCCUGUUGCUGCUCCUGCUCGAGCCGCUAGUCCUUCGCCUGCGCGGUUUCAAUCGCCGUCUCCUUCGCCAGAAAAGAAGAAGUACCGGUAUUCACUUCGUGAGCGGCGCGGGAUGGCUGAGACGAUGGUCUGGAACUUUGACAAUGAGGCUGUGGGUGGUGCCAUGAGCCCACCGACACCUCCGACGCCGCCUGCGACGCGACCACUGAGGAAGAGUAAGAGUAGGGCCAUGGAAUCCAUGUCAGUGAUGCUGGAAGAGGAGGAAGAAGCGAUAGGACAGGCACGACGUCGACAGAACGAGAGAAGGAGUAUGCCCCCGGGGCCGAUCAAAAAGCGCCCAUUGUUGCGAUCGAUUGACGAGAUCGAAUUGGAGAAAGCUCGAGUCGAACUCACAUUGCGUCAGCUGGAGCUGCAAAUGGCUCGCGAUAAAGCUCUCGUCGCUCGUGUGAAAGCGCGGAUGCAAUUACUGGAGCAAGGCGUGUCAAGGCGAGAGGUCGAUCGUCUCAUGCCGCUCGAUAUGUGA
Molecule: messenger RNA, 1054 nt
Organism: Phytophthora infestans T30-4
Lineage: Eukaryota; Oomycota; Peronosporomycetes; Peronosporales; Peronosporaceae
Exons: 1
Coding region: 257-1054 (265 amino acids)
Source: RefSeq, a predicted model, not a curated record